CUGUUUUGGUGUGCACAUUCACUCGGAGAUUGCAGUAUUACUCUCUCGCUAAGAUUAAUGGGAGUUUACUCCCAAACAUAGACUUGGUUUACAACUUCCUGGGGUGGCGGGUGGGGAAUUAAAGUUUUCAGUGGUUGUUUUGAAAGGGGUGGGAUUAUGAGUAUUUUACUUGGGUUAAUUCCUUAUGCACGUGGUAAGGGAAGGAGAAGGUCACAAUGUGGCUCUGACUUCAGGAUAGUUUUUGUUCUCUUAAAGAUACUUGUGGAGGUGGUGCAGUAUGUUCCUGAUAAAUGAACAUUGUAAACAAGUUGCCACUGAAUAGCUCACCAUAUGUUAUUUGUUUUCUUAAGUCUUUGCUUUUCUCUCUCUGGAUUCCAAUUUGGCCUUUCCAAGUGCCAAGUUUAUUCUACCAGAGGACACAAUUGUUGUCUUGCCAACUUGUGACUUCACAUCAGAGAAGAGUUGUAGUGUUAAUUUUCAUAAGCAGGUGAGCUAUUCAAAAAUAGUGCAUGACGACUUUGCAGCAAAAUUGCCUCUGAAGAGAGGAAGACCACAGGUAUAUGGCAUUGUAUACAUUAUUAACUGAGCUCAGAGGGGCCUCUAAAAGUUCCAUCCUGCUGUAAAUUGCAAUAGCAUCUUAUAUAGAUUAAGGCUUUAAUAAGAAUAUUUUGCCGCAACUGAGGUCUGACUAAUGGGAGGGAGACUCUCCCCCAAAGAUUACCUUACUGGUGGUACUUGAAGCUGUGUAUUAUAGUUAGCAGUGUUGUUUGCAGGCAUAGGCAACCUUGGCUCUCUCCAGAUGUUUUGGAAAUACAACUCCCAUGAUCCCUAGCUAACAGGGCCAGUGGUUAGGGAUCAUGGGAGUUGUAGAUAAUAUUUUUCAGAAACCCUGUUCACAUUAUGUAUGGCAGACAGGUGUCAGUGAUAUGGUCUUGGUGAGUCUGACCCUUGCUGAGUUGCAAUGUUGGGCCAAUUUCUCAGAGAAAACUGUCUGCUGUGACUUUGAUAUACUGUAUACCCCUUAAUUGUAAAUCUGAUUUGAGAGGCCAAGUGCUGUGCAACUUCCAUUUAUGCCACUAUCAGCAGAAAGAUUUUAAGAUCCAUGUGUAGCACUGAGCUCUUCUGUUCUAAGGGGUUGGACAGGAGGGCUAAUGCUGAGUCUGGGAUAAUCAGAUGGCACAAAAUAUCAGCUAUUAUUCCAAAUAUAUUCUUGUCAAAAGAUUUGCUCCCUGGGGCAUGACAGCCAUAGAUGAAUUAAGGAACCAUCCUUCUUGCACCCUCUUCAGCAAUGAGGAAAGGGGACACUGAGAAGAGAUGGCACUCUUAAUUCAGUGAGGUCUGACAGCAGUAUAGUUCUACUUGCAGAUUUGAGCUUAUCUUCCCUGAGCAAGAAACCCUGUGAAGUCAUGCCAUCACUAUACUAAUGACUUGUAGCUCUACUUCUCCAUAACAUCUAUGUCAGUAGAAGCUGUGCAUGGUAUCGUUCUGGAGCAGCUGUCCAAGUUAGGGGAAGUAAGCACCGCUUUGCAGUGGUUCCAAUCCUACUUGGAUAGUAAUUUCCAGAGGGUGAUACAUGGGGAGUGCUUUUUGGCCCUGUCAAGCCUUCAAUGCGGGGUUCCUCAGAGUCUGAUUUUAUCCCCCAUGCUGUUCAACAUCUACAUGAAACCACUGAGUGGGGUCAUCCAGAGUUUUGGAGUAUGUUGUGAGCAAUAUGCUGAUGACAUGCAGCUCUACAUCUCCUUUACAUCUGCAGGUGUGGCAGUGGAGGUGUUGGACCGUUGUCUUGCCUUGUAAUGGACUGGAUGAGAGCCAAUAACUGAAGCUCAAUCCAGAUAAGACAGAGGCACUGUUAGUGAGUGGUUCCCUAGGCCAGAUGGAUGGGAGGUUGCCUGAUAUUGAUGGGGUUACACUCCCUUUGAAGUGGGUAUGCAGCUUAGAGGUACUUCUGGAUCCGUUGGUGUUGCUUGAGGCUAGGUAGCUUCUGUGGCACAGAAUGCCUUCCAACAGCUUUGGCUGGUGGCCCAGCUGCAACCCUCUCAGGGCAAGAAUAGCCUAACUUGUGUUGUCUAUGCUCUGGUAACCUCUAGGUUAGAUUACUGCAACAUGUUAUAUGUGGGGGUGCCUCUGAAGAUGGUUCAGAAACUUUAGCUGGUGCAGAAUUCAGUAGCUAAGUUGCUCACUGGGGCAAAAUGACUUGAGCACUUGCUGCCAAUUAGUUUCUGGGCCCAAUUCAAAGUGCUGGUUUUGAUCUAUAUACCCUUAAAUGGGCUCAGGACCCCAGCACCUCAAGAACUGACUCUCCCCAUAUGAAUCAACCCAGACCCUGCAAUCAUCACCCGAGGCUCCUCUUCAUAUGCAUCCUCUGCAAGUCUAGAGGGUGGCAACACGAGAACAGAAAGUGUUCGGGUUCAAGCAGGUGAAGAUUGAGUAAACUGGUUCAGCAGACCUGAACCAACUGGUUCAGUUCCAGUUCAUGUAUGAAAACUUGCUUGUCAUUUACAUAGGUGGAGAUAUUCAGCAGUGCAGUAUUGGAUCCUGUUCUUAACUCUGUAUGGUUACACAUACAGUACUGGAUAGAAAAACUGCAGGAUGUUGGAACCUAGUGGGGCGGAUACACAGGCAAAACACUUGGUGAUCUGGAUUAUUUAUCCUAAGAGAUGUAAUAGGAGUGAAUUGAUUCCUUUUAAGAAUUCUGUUCUCUUGGUAGUAUCCAUCCAUCCAGCCCUAUGUUUCUGGAUUCCCUCUUUAUUGUCUCAUCGAGAAUAAGGACACUGGGAGGCUGCUGGACUAUGUACUAACUGUCUGGGUCCCUUUAAGCCAAAUUAUCACAGAAGCAGCCUGUUUGUCAGGAAUCUUACUGUUUAAUCAACAACUAUUUGCAUCCUGACCCAUAGGUCAAAGGUUAGAAAGAUUGGGUUUUGACCACUUUAAUAGGGACACAGACUGCUGCAGUGCUGAACCAUGGGGGAAGCAUUUUGCAGUGCACAUACAUUUCUUCCUCUCCCUGCCUAUUUCCUCCACUUAGCUGUAAAGCUUCAGUCUCUGUCCUGCCUCCUGCUUUCCAGACAGAGGGCAGAGUAUGGAGGACAAAUCCAAAAUGUAUAAAAACUCUCCCAGUUACUGGUUUCCUAUAUACAUGGUAAAUUCUGGUUGUGGCAACUGCAUGUAUCAUUGCAGUGUUGUUGAUGGGCUUUUUUUUUAAAAGGUAGAACCUUAUUACCUGAACCGUAAUGACUCUCAAGGGGUUUGUGUGUUCUGUUCACGUUCAUUGAAAAUUUUCUGAUAAUCAAAGCAAUAAAUAGUUGGUUUGGUGUUGAAUUUAAAUCCCUAGUUCUGUGAAAUUGCAGUGCUCCAGAUUAGCGGGCUCUGGCAUCCAUUGUGAUCUUUGGGGAUGUGACGUUCUUUUGUAAGGAGGCAUAUCUGAUGGCAACCCUAUCUGAGCUUGGGGCAUUGUCCUAUUCAGUGGCUGUAGGGCCAAGUGCUGGCAGAGAGAGCUUAAUGUGUUAAUAUGGUUAUACGUAUAAUGAUGCAUGUUACCAAAAUAAAUUGCAGAUGCAUUUGUGCAUUGAAUAUGAUUUUCAGUUUUGGCUGUUUCAUCUUAAAAUUGUAGAACUGGAAAAGAUGCAGGGGUGGGCAGAGUAUAGAAGGCCUUUCACAUGAGAAGAAUGUAAACCUACUGAGAGCCAUUGGAACAGAUAACCAACACCUAGCUCACCUACCCAAGUGAAGAGAAGGAGAGGAUGGCCCAGAUUCUCCAGAUGGAGAUCCCCAACUUUGGUAACAGCAUCCUGGAGUGCCUGAACGAGCAGCGAUUGCAGGGCCUGUACUGUGAUGUCUCGGUGGUGGUGAAGGGCCAUGCCUUCAAGGCACACCGGGCUGUGCUGGCUGCCAGCAGCUGCUACUUCCGGGACCUUUUCAACAACAGCAAGAGCACGGUGGUGGAGCUUCCUGCUGCUGUGCAGCCCCAGUCCUUCCAGCAGAUCCUCAGCUUCUGCUACACCGGCCGCCUCAGCAUGAACGUAGGCGACCAGUUCCUGCUAAUGUACACUGCUGGGUUCCUGCAGAUCCAGGAGAUUAUGGAGAAGGGGACUGAGUUCUUCUUGAAGGUCAGCUCGCCCAGCUGCGAUUCCCAAGGCUUGCACACCGAGGAGGCACCUUCCUCUGAGCCACAGAGCCCCGUGGCACAGACCUCCACCUGGCCCUCCGGCAACACCCCCCUGCCCCUGGUCUCUCGCGUAAAGACGGAGCAGCAGGAGUCGGACUCUGUCCAGUGCACAUUUGUGGUUAAGCGGCUCUGGGAAAGCAGCCAGAAGGAAGGGGGAGGCGGAGGUGGAGGUGGAGGUGGCAGUAACGGCAGCCGCAAAAUGGCCAAGAUCUCCUCGCAGCAGGAGCUGAGUGGGGGUAACCGGCAGGCUCAGCAGCAGCAACAGCAGCAGCAGCAACAACAACAGCAGUCUCAACAGCAGGGGGCGCUAACGGGAGGCGGUGGAGGGGCAGGUGUGGUCAGUGGCCCCAGCACAUCAGACCAGACGAGCCCUGGUACCUCCAGUGCCUACACUAGUGACAGCCCCAGUUCCUACCACAAUGAGGAAGACGAGGAGGAGGACGCUCCCGAGGAGGGCACUGACGAGCAGUACCGGCAGAUCUGCAACAUGUACACUAUGUACAGCAUGAUGAAUGUAGGCCAGACGGCAGAGAAAGUGGAAGCGCUGCCAGACCAGGUGGCCUCCGAGUCUCGCAACCGGAUACGGGUGCGGCAGGAUUUGGCUUCACUGCCCGCUGAGCUCAUCAACCAGAUUGGAAACCGGUGCCACCCCAAGUUGUACGAUGAGGGGGACCCAGCUGAGAAGCUGGAACUUGUGACAGGCCUUGUCUCUUUUCCCUGCUUAGGUACCAACGUGUACAUCACCCGGGCACAGCUGAUGAACUGUCAUGUCAGUGCUGGGACACGACAUAAAGUGCUUCUCAGACGACUCCUAGCAUCUUUCUUUGACCGGAACACCCUUGCCAACAGUUGUGGCACUGGAAUCCGCUCCUCCACCAAUGACCCUAGCCGGAAACCCCUCGACAGCCGGGUGCUGCAUGCUGUGAAGUUUUAUUGCCAGAACUUUGCCCCCAACUUCAAGGAGAGCGAGAUGAAUGCAAUUGCUGCUGAUAUGUGCACGAACGCGCGGCGCGUUGUCCGCAAGAGCUGGAUCCCCAAACUGAAACUACUGAUGGCCGAGGGCGACACUUACACCACCUUCAUCAAUGACACUGGCAAGAUGGAGCCAGACAUCAUGGGGGUGGAGCACAGCUUCGAGACGGGCAGCCAUGACGGUGACGCAGGCACCUCCACCGAGGGCCUCCAGUAAAAACAUGCCCAAUCUCUUUCCCCCACCCCCAGUCGAUGGUUUUUAUUUCCUAAUUUGAUUUUUGUAGAAUCGUUUUCCCACCUUUAUUUCAUUUCUUCCCUCUUCCCCCCCCUCCCCCGUCGUUGGUUUUUGUUUUUGUUUCGGCAGAGGAGAAAGAGCAUUGUGCCUUCUCCUUUAAAUAUAUAUAUAUAUAUAUACAUAUAUAUAUAUUCUUAAACAUGGGCCUUGCUUCCUCAGGCGCCACAGGUAGUACGAGCUCAGAGGGGAGGUCCUGCUGCUGCAUUGGCAGUUCUGGCUGGCAUUUUCUCCCCCAUCCCUUCCCUCUGUCCUUGUUGUGCUAUAAAUUGUUCUUGGGUAUAUUUUAGUAGAUUUUUUAAAUUAAAAAAAAUACCAAAUCCAUUUGCAAAUGGAGGCCGUGAUCCAGGGAGGUCUUAUCCCAGAGUGCUGCCUCUUCCUUCAUCAGCUCGGGUUCUCUCCAGGCAGGUCUCUCUCUAACUUAGACUGAUCAUCGUCAAGCCCAGGCAUCCCCAAACUUCGGCCCUCCAGGUGUUUUGGACUACAAUUCCCAUCAGCCCUGACACCUGGUCCUGUUAGCUAGGGAUCAUGGGAAUUGUAGGCCAAAACAUCUGGAGGGCCGCAGUUUGGGGAUGCCUGGUCAAGCCUUUUCCUCAGGUUCAUACCAGAGAGUGGGAAAAUCCUAGUGCCAUGAUAAAUGCGAACAGGGAAGGGACUGGACCCCAGUGCUGUGCUCAUGUUAUCCUUACUCUUCUUGGCUUCCCUCCACUCUUGCACAGCAUGGCAAUUCCACUCCUGCCAUUCUGAGUACACUCCCUUUUCCUUACUCUAUUUUCUCUCUCUUUCUCCCCCUCCCUCCCGCCCUCUCAGACAUACCUCCCCUUACUUUUUCUGUCUUCUAGACCUUAUGUACCUUCCCCAUCCAUUAUCUGUCUUGGAGGUUUUGACCAGCCUACCCUACUGAACUAAGAACAUAUACGGGAAGUCUGUUUGGCAGUGCAGCCCUUCCAUAUUUUGAGUGGCACACAGUCAUGACGGGAACAAUGUGCAAACUAUUCACUUUUCAGCCAGUCUGUGGAACAAAUAGCAGCACUGCUAAUUGAAAUGCCAACCUUUUCUGCCACUUCAGCUAAAUUGGCUCAAAUGUCACAAGGUUUGGGAAUCAGGUUUUGAAGAAAAAGGAAAGCCAAGGGAGAAAGCAUCACGUUUCCUCCCCCUAGAAGUGCCAGGCGUUACCCAGUAUGCAAGGCUGCCUUUGACCUUAGCUCCCCGCCCAGCACCAGGUAAUGAAUCAGUGUGAUAUUUUGCCUCUUUCCUUCCCCUGCUCCCUUAGUGAUGCUUCCGAGUCAUAUUUGGUGCAUAGCAGAGGAGCCAGCUCCUAGCGACCGAGGUCCCUUCGCUCUCCCCAUAAAAUAUUUGACGGAGCUGCCCCCCCCCAACUUGAUAGGCAUUGUAAUCCAAAUAGUGGUGUGAAUGCUAAGUCAUGUCAUCGAUUAUGCAGGGCGGGGUUUACCAGCCCCCUUCCCCCCAUAUUUUAUUCAAGGUGGCACCCCCGGUGCAUAAUGAAGAACUCCUAUCCCCUGGUUCAUAGGGACAUUUUGAGAAGGGAAGUACAUUUAGAUGGGAAGCAAGCACAUUUAGGUUUCUACCCUGAUUGCAGCAAAGCUCCUCUCCCUCUUUCUGCAUUUCUCUUUGUAUGGUCUAAGAAUAAUGACUUUGAAUUAAAUUGCGAGAAUCUCUCUCCUGUCUAGAAACUGGUUAUUCUUACUAGGAAACAAAGUCUGCAGUUCUCUCCGGAAAUGGUUGGCCUUCCUUUGAGCAAACUGUGAAAUGGGAGGCAAUCUUUUUAAUAAAAAGAAUUACAGCUCUUUUUUUUAAAGAGGGUGGAAACUCCUGUCCAUGAAUUUCCAAGAGAAUAAACUCCAGAGCAGUAGUUGUCCCCAGUAGCAAAAAGAUGGCAAAUGCUGUGACAUCUUGGAGACUAACUGGCUUAUUAUUUUAAGCUGGGCUGGCUAUCUCAUGUCGACUAAUCUGUCAGUUGAAGCAAGCCUGGACUGGGGAAAGUCCCAUUUCUCUUAAGGGAGGGCUAGCAGUGGCCGCCUGGGCUCAGGCCACUCUUUCUUUGUGAAGAGGAAGCGAGGCUAAGCAGGCCCAGUUACCUCUUGUGAAAUAACUCCUUUACAAUGUUUGAUAAACUGUUCUAGUGGGUAGUACCAACUCUGUGCUGGAUAUGUUACAGCCAAAGUUGCAACACUCAGAUUCCACCAGUUCUGAUAUGGAGACCGGUAACAAAAAUUGAAUAUCUUGUUGUUAUGAAAAGGGCUCAAAAGCAGCCUAGCAUAUAGAGGGCACUUCACUCUGAGUGGUCCUAAUCAAGCACUGGCAGUUACUCCAUGUUGACAAGUAGGGUGGGGUAUAUUUUAACUUCUUGUAGGCAAGCUCAGAGUACAUUUAAUUUUGUGGCACAGGAGGAACGUACCUUGUAGUGGCUGCUUCGCCUACUAGUACAAAUCUAUGCUCACUUCUUCACUAAUUUUACUUGUGUUUCUGUGCCCAGGAGAGAACAUUUGCAACACUAAGGAUGCAAUCCUAAGCAUACCUAACUGGGAAGUGGGUCCCGUUGAACUGAGUGGGAUAUACUUCUGAGUAGACAUGCCCAGGGUUGCACUGCAAGGAUACAUUUUGGGUCUUGAUAUUUUAGUCAGAACUCUCCUUAGGUAACUUGACAAAAUGGCUACCAACCAGCUGCAUGACUGGAAAGUUAUGUACAAUACAGUGUGGCUUUUGAAAUACUAAGAUGGCAUGCAUCCAUUUUGUAUGUCCUACAACGUUGCUUCAUCGUAUAAAGGACUUGGCUUCUACUUCAGGGCAUAUUUUUGGCUUUCUUUUGUCUGCACAGUUGGCAGUCUUAGCUGUUGUUUCUUUAAUGAGUUAUUUGAUACUAAAAGCAGGACAUUUUCCUUUCUUUCCACUGGAGGGAGACAAAGACAGAGAUGUGAAUAUGUUAGAAGGAAGCACUGUUUAAAUGAGCAGUCAUUUUGGCUUUGGCGGCAGGAGACUGAGGCUGGAUGCGUAGCAUUCCCCAUUUGCUCCAUGUUGGCCCAGCACAGUUGUAUUUCACUUGCUGUGAAAUGGUUGUUUGUAUGUUUGUUUUUAAAUAAAAAAGGGCUGGCAAUAAUCUAAACUUACCAUAGGCAGAUCUACAUUUCAAACCUAAGUCAGGUUUAUACUGCUUUAAAUGACAUGACUUCUCCAGGGAAAUCACGGGAAUUGUAUUUUUAUGAAUUUGCUGAGAAUAUUCUUUUUCAGUCUUUCCCAGAAUUACCAUUCCAGUGCCUCCGUUGGUGGAAACCCAUGAUAAACUGGGUUUCUUUAGCGAUGCAGCCACACACUAGCUGGUGACUGUGUCAGCAUUUGCACUGCACUUGGAGGAAUGGAUCACAUUUUGCCAAGAUCUGAAAGCGUAAAUGUUGGCAUUGACACAAUUCUGACAUAACACUAAGUUCUCGCUUUCUUUCAGGCCAUUUCUUCUCCUUUCCCACUAGCUGCUUUUAAACAGGAAAGGGUUAUUUUAUCACCCAGCAUGCCCUAUUUUUCUAUUGCAUUGUAUGGUCAUGUACCGUAUGUACUUAAGCUCACUCAUUUUACCCUUGUAUUUUUCCCUGAAGAAGUUGAAGUGAUAGAAAAGUAACAUUUAAAAACAUAGGUAUUCACUACAAAAAAAGUGGCAAUCUCAUUCUAAUUUUCUUAAUCUGAUUUCUCAGAUAGUUCUAGAGGGGAAAUUUAAUGAGAUGAUUGGCCUUGUUCUAAGCCAUGCUGAAUAUGAACAUGGAACAAAAUAAGACAUCAAGGCAUCUGUCAACCUAAUCUAGAAAAAAAGAAAAACAUGUGUAAGCAACUAUACAUAUACAUUGCCCCUGGAUGCACACCUGCAUGUUCAUCUAAGUGUUGCUGAAUGGCUGGGUUAAUAUUUUAAUGCACAUGGCGCCACCAUUUGUGAUGGGGUGAUGAAGUUACUAGUUGCACUCAAAUCCAGUUGCAUAUGGCCCAAGUCCCUCUCCUGCAAAUGCCAGGCUAUUGACUUUAUACACACAUCAUUACACUGGCUAACUGAUGGCAUCAUACUCUCUUCUCUUCUUUCUCCCCCACCCCACCAAACCUCUCCCAUUUGACUUUUAAGUUCUAAAUUGUACAAGUUCAGAUAGAUUUCCCUCUCCUCUCUCCCAGUGAUGGCAGAGCUGGAAUUUGUAACAGAACUCUCUCUCUCUAGAGAAUCAAGUUGGAGAAUUGAAGGUUGGGUGGCUUUUAUUUGGUUUGGAAAUUACUCUGAAAUUCUAGGUAAAUGUGGUGGGAAAGGUUGGAACGCUUUCCUAUGUUACUCUUCACGUACUAGUCCUUGUGUGCCCACUUUUCUCCAUGACCUUCACGUAAGGCCAUUAUUGGAAGAAGCACUCUUUAAAAAACACUGUGGCAGGGCUACAGCCUUACCUGAUCCAGUAAAUUAAGCUUGAUUUUUUUUCUCCCCAUGAUCAAAAGAAGAAGAAAAAGACUUCUGGGAUUGGGUGGUAGAAACUGGAUCAUAUCAAAGCAGGACAAGCCCCCAAAUCUCACUUUGAAUCCUGUUAAAGAACGCUUGGCUUCCAAAGAAUGUUCGCAAGCCGGUUGCAAACACUCAGUUCCGGGUUUGUGGCGUUUGGGAGCUAAAACAUUCAAGUCGCAAGGCAUUUGAGAUCCAAGGUACGACUCUAUUUGCUUUUUCCUUAUCCUGAUGCUAUUCCCAGUUUUGCAUCCGUUAUCUUGAAAUGAUUAUAUUGUCUUGUUGCAAGUAACCAAAUGGUGUUGCAAUUGAACUGAGAUAGGACAAAGAAACUUCACAUUCUUGCUCAUUUCUACAGCUCUUUUAUUCUGCCUCAAUUCCCUCUCCUCUCUCGUGCUUUUUUUUUUUUUUGCAAGACAGAUGCAGGUGGUGGUCAUUUUAUAUCAUCCGGGUGUUGCAAAUGCAAGCGGUCAAUCAGCAAAGUUUGAGUUGUACCUUUUGUAUAUCAGCCACGAGGUCUGAUUCCUUUAGAGCUUUGGAAAGAACACUUUUUAACCUACUAUUGGAGUUUGGAAACAUCUGUAGAAAGUAAGUGUUCAAUCAAACCAAUAAGUUAUUAUGUAACUGGCCUGAGAACCUUCUUGAUCCUUCUUCCUAACAUAAAGCUGUUUAGAUAUGGACAGCAGUGUGCAUGGAAAUUACAAGGAUGCUUGGGGGAAGAGUCCAUAGGUCAGGGGUAGAACAAAUGAUUUGCAUGCAGGUUCAAUCUCUGGCAUUUUCAGGUAGGGCUGGGGAUGACAGCACAGACAAAAUUUAGCUUGAUGGACUAAUGGUCUGACUCUGUAUUUGACAAUCUGUGAAAGGGAAGGAGGAACCGACCAACUGAUGUAGCUUCUUGACAUUCAAGGAUCUGACUUAGAAAGUUGAAGCUUCUGGCGGCCCCCUUGCUGAAUGAAAUAGACUCAGCUUCUUCUAGCUUUAUGGUGAACACUGACUCCUCACGGAGGAAAGGCGGAGAGCGGAUUGUGCAAUAAUGGUGGGCCUGCUGAAGAUCAGCUGGUUUUAUUGGGGUCCCUGUUUUUCAGAGGGAAAGGGAGAAGGCACACCAUACCAACCAGUUCAUUUUUAUCUAUCCCAGAAGCAUUUUGGUGCCAAGGGUGGGUUCUAGAGAAGCUAGUGGAGUGAAUCUCAUUUGGGAAGGACGCGAGUAGCGCUGUGGUCUAAACCACUGAGCCUCUUGUCUUGGGCUUGCCGAUCAGAAGGUCGGCGGUUCAGAUCUACAUGUUGGAGUGAGCUCCCGUUGCUCUGUCCCAGCUUUUGCCAACCUAGCAGUUCGAAAGCACACCAGUGCAAGUAGAUAAAUAGGUGCCACUAGGGCGGGAAGGUAAAAGGCAUUUCCGUGUGCUCUGGUUUCCGUCACAGUGUUCCAUUGUGCCAGAAGCGGGUUUCUCAUGCUGGUCACAUGACCCGGAAAGCUGUCUAUGCACAAACGCCAGCUCCCUUGGCCUGAAAAGCCAUAUGAGUGUCACACCCCAUAGUCACCUUUGACAGGACUUAACCAUUCAGGGGUCCUUUACCUUUUUUCUUUUUUUUUACCUUUACUCUGAAUCUCAUUUGGCUGAACUUAGGUGAGCAAUUUUAUUUACACUGGAACAUGGAACAGAAUAAUCUCCUGCAGCAUUUGUCUGCAUGUAGUAGGGUUGUUGUUGUUGUGUUU
Zootoca vivipara (common lizard) is the source of this 11623-nucleotide messenger RNA. Lineage: Eukaryota; Metazoa; Chordata; Lepidosauria; Squamata; Lacertidae. The record is from RefSeq and is a predicted model, not a curated record.